Daphnia magna is the source of this 1353-nucleotide messenger RNA. Its product is annotated as rho-related protein racB. The transcript is spliced from 8 exons. Gene Ontology annotation, molecular function: protein kinase binding; GTP binding; GTPase activity. NCBI's taxonomy places the organism in Eukaryota, Metazoa, Arthropoda, Branchiopoda, Diplostraca, Daphniidae. Bases 429 to 917 code for a protein of 162 amino acids. The record is from RefSeq and is a predicted model, not a curated record. Gene Ontology annotation, biological process: cortical cytoskeleton organization; actin filament organization; motor neuron axon guidance. Gene Ontology annotation, cellular component: cell cortex; cytoskeleton; cell projection.
AUUUAUAAGGAUCCACGUAAGCUGACAAAUACAGAAGUGUUAUGCGUCUUUUCACUAGUUUGUUGAAUGUGGUUGUCUGGUAUCGCGCAUCGUGCACCUUUGGAUUGCAGAUUCUUUCUCAGUUGAUUCUAAUAGCAGUCGGAGGGUUCAAGCUUCAGUAGGAGAUAUGGAAUUUUAGCUCGAAGUGAAAGCUCUGAUAUACGAACUACGAGAAGAUUUUGGAGUAAACUGUAACCAAGGAAAAACAACGAUCAUGCAGGAGAGUAAGCAGUGCAGCACACAGGCCGUUGUAUUUAAUUUUCUUGAAGCUGUUAGCGUCAACAGACGUAUCGAUGGUGUGGCAUACCGAUAUCAAACUUUGCUACGAUUUGAACUGCUUGUUCGAUCUUGCUAAGUAGGACGUCCUGGAACUGCGUACACAGAAGAAAAUGGCAAAACGUUCCAUUAAGGUACUGCUGGUUGGUGAUGGGGCAGUUGGAAAAACGAGCCUUUGCAGCGUCUUCGUCCAUCACUCUUUUCCACGUGAAUACGUCCCCAUUACAUUUUUUUACUUUUACAGGUUGGACCAGAUCUUCACAAAUAUUAAUAUUGAUGGUAAAACGUAUGUACUGAACAUUUGGGAUACAGCCGGGCAGGAAGACUUUGACAGACUACGCGUGUUGUCAUAUCCUAAUACAGACGUUUUUGUGGUUUGUUACGCUGUCAACUGUCAAAAUUCUUUUACCAACUUGACAGCUAAAUGGAUUCCCGAAUUAACCCAGCAUUAUCCCAAUGCCCCGUUCAUCCUCGUCGGUACAAAAGUGGACAUGAGACAUGCAUCAGAAAGCGAGGGCGUCUUUCCCCCUGGAACGAAAAUUGAUAAUAUUACAGAUUUCCUAUCAGAAUGGGUGUCGUAUCGCAAAGCAAAUCGGAGCUAGCUACUUUGUCGAAUGUUCAGCUUUGAAUGGAACCAACGUAAUAGAAGUCUUUACGAGGGCGGCUGAAACUGCCUUGGGACAACGUAAAAAACUAUGCGUCAUUCUUUAAGAAAUGCUUUUGGAGAAGAUCAUCCGAGGGCAGCACUGUAGCUAGAGUUCAUUUGGCGUAUUCCUUGGCUUACAUUGCUCAGUUAAACUUGUAAAUGUAUGGCAUAAAAAUCUAAUAAUAAGGUAAAAUCUAGCCCCGUGAAUUCCACGGGGUUCUAGCCUCUAGUGUCAAGAAGUGCUAUGGCCCAGUGGAUACCAGGUGGCAUUGGUGGGGUGAUUGUGCUGUACCAGAUGACUAGAAAUGUGAAACAACGAAAAAACCAAUAACUUUUUCGAAAUCAGCGUUCAAUUUUAUUAUUAUUAUGGAUUUUUGUUGAUUGUCAAAAUU